Messenger RNA from Lactuca saligna, 1903 nucleotides. Lineage: Eukaryota; Viridiplantae; Streptophyta; Magnoliopsida; Asterales; Asteraceae. The record is from the annotation of a GenBank genome assembly.
CUAGGAUGAUAAAAGUUACAGGUUGCGGCUGUGGUUGCUGUGAUUUCUCAGGAUCAGGUAUGAAUCUGAAAGGGAAGAGAAGGAGAGUACUAGAAGAUGUUCUGGAGUUGAUGCACCAUGUACAGUCCCGGUUAUCGGUAGAGGAAGCUGCCCGCACCAGUGUCUUGUCCAAGUCGUGGUUACACGCUUGGUGCACCAUCCCUAACCUCAGGUUUCAUCUUCCCAAAGAAGAAGAAGAAGAAAAAAUAAAAGAAAGAAAGCACAUGACAUUGUUGGACGUGGAGCGCACCCUGAAAAUUUACCUCGAUAACAACAUCCCAAUCGAAAGCUUCGAGCUGUCGAUUUCGAUUGAGAACCAGGAGUCGGCUUCUCUCGCUGAAAAAUUGAUCCGUAUGGUGGCCACUAAAACUACUAGUGUUAAAGAGCUUUCCCUCACAAUCCGCCCUUAUGGCGCCUCGCUGCACUUACCAUAUGAGAUACUCUCCGGCCGAAACCUAACUAAGAUUCGAGUUUCAGUUCCUAUUGAUGGGAUCCAUUCGGUUUCCAUGAAGACUUGUCAUUAUCAUCAUCCCCCCAAAUGUGUAUCCUUACGAGAACUACACUUAGUGGGUAUGCACAUAAGCGAGGAUGUCCUCCAUGACAUAUUGCUGUCUUGUAGUUUGCUUGAGAAGAUAAAGCUUUUAUAUUGUUCCAAGGGCCUCAACAGCAUCAAAGUUAAAAACCUUGUCUGUCUUGAGGAAUUACAAAUAGUUACAAUGGAUACAGGGUCUACCGGUUUUGAAAUCAGUCAUGUCCCAAAUCUCCAUGUCAUGGGCUGCAACGUGCAUAUGAAUGGAAUGUCUAGACGAUUUGGACCAUUGAUGAAUGAGCAUUCAAUAUCAUUAGGAAGCAGCGUCACAGAGUUAAGUUUAGGCGGGGGUAUGAUCAGGGACAACGCAUCUCUGGACAUGAUCAUCAAAUUGGGAUUACCUUUUCUUGAAAAUUUGACCCUUGAUAUGGACUGUUGGAUGUUGGGAAGCUUUCAUUUCACAUGUAGUGAUUCCAUCAAGAGAUUUUCGUUACUGUCGUGCCCAUGCACGCUUGUAGACGUGGUACAUGUUACUGCUCCAAAAUUACUUUUCUUCUCCUUCUAUGGUCAGACAAUGCCUACUCUCUUGUUUCCAGACUCUACUCUGGAGCAAAUCGAAUUUUGUCUGGGACUCAACGUUGAUCGUGUCGAUGCUUCUUUUUUCCUUAAGAUGAGGGAAGCACUCAUGUUAUCACGCGAGUGUAGCAGACUUCAUAUAAAAACCAUCAACCAUGACCUGCCAUUACCAUUGGAGAUUGACAUCGAUGAUCUAAGAAGAAGGCUACCAUUUCCUCCGGCUACCAACUUGCAAAAACUUUCGUUUAAAACUACCGGCGAUGAAUGUCUGUGGGAGUGCUCCCCGUUUUUCCAAGCGUUUUUUGAGAUUUGUCGCCCUCAACAAGUAACUGCAUGGCCCGACACCAUGUUGAAAGAUAAGAAUCACUUUUGCAAGCUCAUGCUCCAGGUAUUAAUGGAGAAGAAAAACAAUAGUAACACAUAUUGGCCUCGUUACCUUAAAGAUGUUCAAAUAGAACGACCUGAUCAUAAUCCAAAAUGGGAAACUCUAUCUCAUUCCCACACAAGCUUUCUACAAGGACCGAAUCCUGAGCAUCUGCCCUUCAAAUUCAUACUAAACUGGUGUUGACGCUCUUAUCAUCUUAUUAUCAUAUAUUAUAUUAUAUAGCUCAUGUUUUACUAGUUAACUAUUUAAAGUUUUAACGAUUUAAGACCAUUAUUAAGCUUUUUGCUUCUGCCCCAUUUAUAUAUUUAUUGGGGUUUUCUAAUAAUCCCAUUUAUAUAUUUAUUGGGGUUUUCUAAUAAUCCCUUAUUUAUUUA